Aureobasidium pullulans EXF-150 is the source of this 3978-nucleotide messenger RNA. RefSeq lists its product as uncharacterized. The transcript is spliced from 2 exons. Bases 133 to 3615 code for a protein of 1160 amino acids. Lineage: Eukaryota; Fungi; Ascomycota; Dothideomycetes; Dothideales; Saccotheciaceae. Gene Ontology annotation, biological process: regulation of transcription by RNA polymerase II. The record is from RefSeq and is a predicted model, not a curated record.
CAGCAUCGAGAAAGCAUCGAACAAGUCGUUGCCGUUGUGGUUUGAACAAUUCGACGCGUUUGUUAGCACCUCAAGAUUGAUGCGACAACAAACAACUCGAUUGCAGUGCCGCAACUGCCGCGCCGAAUAAAUAUGGCAGCCCCCGACCUCUCACCUCGCCGCCCCACGCGCACCCCUGCUAGACCGCGCGCUACCUCGUCGCAACUACCUGACUCAGAACCCCCCACGAAACGAAGAAGAUACGUUCCCGGCGGCCCGGGAGGUGGUGGACGCUGGCUCGACGAACAAGGCAACGAAACAACAGCCCCGACCUCGGUGCGCCGACACCGAUCAGACAUGACCGGAGAUGACCACGACGAGGACAUGUCAAGUCCCAGAAGCUCUCGCCGCCCGCCUCCAUCCACACGUCCGCGCAGAGAUCGAGACAGAAACCGCGAUCGCAGAGCAGCCGCAACUCCUAGGCCUCGCUACAGCAGUGCUGCCGCUGCGGCCGCCGCAAGUCAAGCCAGUGAUGGAUACAAGCCAAGAGAAGAAAGAAGCUGGGAAGAAUUCCAUCCAGAUCUUGAAGUGGACCAAGACCUUGGUGUGUUCUCUGCCGAUGAGGUAGAUGGUCGCAAUAUGGAGACUCUGGUUGAGAGCGAUGUGAUGUCUCCACUGGCCGGCUUCGUACCUAUGGAAACUCCCAUCAAGCGCAAACCUGGCAGACCACCGAAGCGACCCGAAAGCAUGUUGUCCGGUCUUGGUUCUCCUCCCGCACCUCGUAUACUACCUCUUCCCACACACAACCCCAAAGAGCGCCUCAAUCUACCCAAGCCAGCAUAUCGCAAUGUCGACACGUUCGCACGUUACGAGCAGGAUGGCUCAAACCAAACCAAUUACGUCGACAAGACAAUGGCCAAUGCCGGUUAUCAGGAGGGGGAUCGCUUCGAUAUACCCAAACAUACCCUCAUCCGUCACGUUGAAGGCCCCUACGAUGACGACAGCAUAACAAGCCUCGUCGUUCAGUCCGACAAGCCAGAUGAGUCUCAUCCAGCCGCCCCACCCCCCGUGAUCAAUGUCGAGUACGAUAUGGACGAACAGGAUGAGCGCUGGCUGGAAAUGCACAACGCUCGUCGCAAGGAGGAACAGGUCGAAACAGUCAAACCUGCCGUGUUUGAGAUUACUAUGACCCAGAUCGAGCGCGAAUAUCACGCCCUGGAGAAAAAGAUUCCCAAACCGAACCCGAGGCAUGCCCAAAUCACAAGACCCCGUUCGAGUUCAGCCGCCGCUGUCAACGGAGAGCCCAGCGGACCAGCCGACGAGCCUGACACUAAGUGUGCUGUGUGUGACGAUGGGGAUUGUGAGAACGCCAAUGCUAUCAUCUUCUGUGAUGGCUGCGAUCUAGCUGUUCACCAAGAGUGUUACGGAGUGCCCUUCAUCCCCGAGGGUCAGUGGUUUUGCCGCAAAUGCAAGGAAAUUGGCCGCGGAACUCCCACUUGCGUCUUUUGCCCGAACGUUGACGGCGCCUUCAAACAGACGAACACGCUCCGCUGGUCGCAUCUGCUUUGUGCUCUUUGGAUUCCAGAAAUAACCAUCGCUAACAUGACCUUCAUGGAGCCAAUCACCGAUGUUGAAAAAGUGCCAAAGAGUCGUUGGAGUCUCAAAUGCUAUCUUUGCCAGCAGAACAUGGGUGCCUGCAUACAGUGCGGCAACAAGGCGUGCUACCAAGCGUUCCAUGUCACAUGCGCAAGGCGUGCUAAACUGUUUCUUAGAAUGAAAUCGACCCACGCUGGAGGUAUUGACGCUUCUGUCCUCAAGGCUUUCUGUGACCGUCAUGUACCUCAAGAUUGGCGUAAAGAACACGAUGUCGACAGUGCUGUUGCAGAAGCCAAACGUUACUAUCGACACACGAUGAGAAACAGAAAAUGGGCAGACAGCUCCAGUACUGCGCUCUCCGUGGCCCCCGCGUCUCAUAAAGACGUGACAACUGACAAUGCCGACGAGCUAGGUCACGCGGAUGAUACCAUCGUCGUUGCUGCAAACAAACGCAAAAAGGCCCAACCCUUGAAAGCUGGCUGGCGCUUGCCGUCUGGUGCGCCCGUUGUCCCUACUGUUGUUUUAAAUACGGUGGAAGCCUCUCUUAUACGCUUUACGCUUAGAAAGAAGAAAGAAUUUGUCAGCGAGGCUUGCAGAUAUUGGACGCUGAAGAGGGAAGCCCGUAAGGGUGCUGCCCUGCUGAAGCGUCUCCAGCUCUCGCUGGAGUCCUUCACCCCCAUGGAGAUUACUCGCCGCAAUUUCUCGGGCAUGGGCGCUGCGGGCAGACCGCGCUUGCUCAGGAGAAUUGAGUUUGGUGAUCUCCUCCGCAAAGACGUGGAUAGUUUGGGAGAUCUUGUCACAUCCAUCCGCGAACGCGAAAAUUUAAGCCUUGUUGACACCACUGAGGUCCUCAAGAGCUUCAUCGAGAACGUCUACUUUCCCAUUCCAUCCCUUCUUCAGCCAAUCCUGCAGCGAGCACAGAAGCUUGAUGAGAAGACAGGCUUUUUCAAAGAAGGAUUCGAGGAGCUUGAUCGAAAGCUGUUCGAACGGCGUUACACCUCGGUAACCGAAUUCUCGAAAGACGUUACUGCGGUGCUGUCUGGUGGCAUAGCAAAACCUGAUAUAAACAACACUGAACUCCAUGAUGUGAACGAGAUUCACGAUCAGCUCAACGAGAUACCUGCAGGUACCGCAGAGCAUCUGGCCUUGACGCAGGAAGAGAAAGAGCUUAAGAGGCUCAAGAAACGCAUUGUCAAGGCGAUUAAGAAUCACUUGGACACUGCCGCGAAGAAAGAAGCUGAAUUGAAAGACAUCCCCAUCGAAGAUCUGGAUCCUCGCUGGGCUGCUUUCGAUGCUCCUCUCAAGAACUCUACCCGGACAGACGGCACGUCUGCAUUGCCAACAACAGAAACGGGUGAAAACAUCUCACCUGAUGCAAGUGUCUCUGCAAUUGCAGGCGCUUCCCCUGGCGGCAACAACAACCGCCUUGACGACGAUGUCGAGAUGGCGGACGCAGAUGCCGAGGAAGAUGCUGAUGCCGAUGGCGAGAUUGACAUGGAGUUCAAUGAUACUGCUCAUACAUCUGUCGACCCGGAAGCCGUGCCAGCCAAGGGUACUAUGCCCAGACCAGCACAACCUCUUUCUCCCCCCAACUCUACGUCGAGUGUUCAUAACAAUAACACUGAUGGCAAUACCGAGCCUCAACCCCAAGAGAUUGCUCCGUCUGCCACCAAUCCGCAGGACCCAUGGGCUCAAGGUGGUGUACCAUGGUAUUUCGAACACUUCGACAUCUCUGGCACGACGGUCUACGAAGAGCGAUGGACAGGUCGCGAUGCGUUGUCAGAGGACCUCACCGAUCUGGACGAAGAAGAAGUCGCCGACCUUUGCGAGAAGCCUACAGAAGGCAACGACAGCACCAAGAGUCGAACAAGAAGUUCAGCACGUAUCAAGCGAGCUGAAGAGACUAGCACCACAUCACAUGAAGACGAAGAAGAGGUCGUAGCAGCAGAGCCAGAACAAACUGAAGCGCAAAAGGCCGAUAGAGCGAAGAAGGACAAAGCCAACGCAAGACGCAGAGCUCAAAGAAAGCGCAAGUGGUAAUGAUCUGUGUGUUUUCCUGGAUGAUAAUCAGAAAGGUGUUAUGGGCGUUUUUCCUUAUCGAGUGGGUGUUUUUCAAGCCACGGCUGAGAACAGGGCAGGUGUUUGGGAAAUUUGCCUUUUUUCUUCUUCAUGAGAGAUGAACACAGUUGCUAUGUCCUUUUGGCGGAGAGGUCUGCGGGAAGGCAGAAACAACACAUAAUCUUUGACAAGUAAGGGGAGUGCGGAAGGCUUGUCUGCAGUGCAAGUCUUCGAUUUUGUUAGUGUUAACCAAGAACGAUGAUGCGAUAUUGAUCAAUUCAACCCCAAUUCUUUACAAUCAUCUUGACUUCUCUCUGCUUGCCGCUUGUCUGGCUUCCUUCCGUG